AUGAGUCGAGUGUGUAUUGUUGUUUUGGAGGAGGUAGAAGAUGAGUCUCCUGCAUUCAUUUCUAAAUUGCCACAGGAAAAUAAAUCCCUACAUUCUCCACCUUCGGGAAAUGUAUUGCCCUCACUGGUGCAAGCUAUAUUUAAUGGAGAUCCUGAUGAAGUUCGAGCACUAAUAUUUAAGAAAGAAGAUGUUAACUUUCAGGACAAUGAAAAGAGAACUCCACUGCAUGCUGCUGCCUAUCUUGGAGAUGCAGAAAUCAUUGAAUUGCUUAUUUUAUCUGGAGCUAGAGUUAAUGCCAAAGACAGCAAAUGGUUGACACCUUUACACAGAGCAGUUGCGUCUUGUAGUGAGGAAGCAGUUCAGGUACUGUUGAAGCAUUCUGCAGAUGUUAAUGCUCGAGACAAAAACUGGCAAACCCCGUUACACAUAGCGGCUGCUAACAAAGCUGUCAAGUGCGCGGAAGCCUUAGUUCCUCUUCUGAGUAAUGUAAACGUGUCCGAUAGGGCAGGGAGAACUGCACUGCAUCAUGCGGCUUUCAGUGGCCAUGGGGAGAUGGUCAAAUUACUCUUGUCUAGAGGUGCCAAUAUUAACGCUUUUGACAAGAAAGAUAGACGUGCUAUCCACUGGGCAGCAUAUAUGGGUCACAUUGAAGUAGUAAAGUUACUUGUGGCACACGGAGCUGAGGUGACAUGCAAGGACAAGAAGUCUUACACGCCUCUCCAUGCAGCAGCCUCCAGCGGGAUGAUCAGCGUGGUCAAGUACCUUCUCGAUCUUGGGGUUGAUAUAAAUGAACCAAACGCCUAUGGAAAUACACCUCUUCACGUAGCCUGCUACAAUGGACAGGAUGUUGUCGUGAAUGAACUGAUAGAGUCUGGUGCUAAUGUAAAUCAAAAGAAUGAAAAAGGGUUUACUCCUUUGCACUUUGCUGCUGCAUCUACACACGGAGCAUUGUGUUUAGAGCUUCUAGUAGGCAGUGGGGCCGAUGUCAAUAUGAAGAGCAAAGAUGGAAAAACUCCACUGCACAUGACUGCCCUCCAUGGUAGAUUCUCCAGAUCACAAACCAUUAUCCAGAGUGGAGCUGUAAUCGACUGUGAAGAUAAGAAUGGCAACACUCCCUUGCACAUAGCGGCGAGGUAUGGCCACGAGCUGCUCAUCAACACCCUCAUCACGAGUGGGGCCGACACCGCCAAACGUGGCAUACAUGGAAUGUUCCCCCUCCACUUGGCAGCCUUAAGUGGCUUUUCAGAUUGCUGUAGGAAACUUCUUUCUUCUGGAUUUGAUAUAGAUACCCCAGAUGAUUUUGGCAGGACCUGUCUGCAUGCAGCUGCAGCUGGAGGUAAUUUGGAGUGCCUAAACCUUCUGCUGAAUACUGGUGCAGACUUCAACAAAAAAGACAAGUUUGGAAGAUCUCCAUUGCAUUAUGCUGCUGCCAACUGCAACUACCAGUGCCUGUUUGCUCUCGUGGGCUCCGGAGCAAGUGUGAAUGACCUUGAUGAAAGAGGAUGCACACCUCUGCACUAUGCAGCGACGUCAGACACAGAUGGCAAGUGCCUGGAAUACUUAUUAAGAAAUGAUGCAAAUCCAGGGAUCCGGGACAAGCAAGGAUACAAUGCCGUUCAUUAUUCAGCUGCAUAUGGUCACCGUCUGUGUCUUCAGCUGAUUGCAAGUGAAACUCCUUUAGAUGUUUUAAUGGAAACAUCGGGAACAGACAUGCUGAGUGAUUCAGACAAUAGAGCAACAAUAAGCCCUUUACACUUGGCUGCCUAUCAUGGUCACCAUCAAGCCCUGGAAGUGUUAGUACAGUCUUUGUUAGAUCUUGACGUGAGAAAUAGUAGUGGAAGAACACCCUUGGACCUUGCAGCAUUUAAGGGCCAUGUAGAAUGUGUGGAUGUUCUCAUUAAUCAGGGAGCUUCAAUCUUAGUCAAAGAUUAUAUUUUGAAGAGAACACCUAUACAUGCAGCAGCAACAAAUGGUCAUUCGGAAUGCUUACGGCUACUAAUAGGAAAUGCCGAACCACAGAAUGCAGUAGAUAUUCAAGAUGGAAAUGGACAGACUCCUCUGAUGCUGUCUGUGCUCAACGGGCACACGGACUGUGUGUACUCACUGCUCAACAAAGGCGCAAGCGUCGACGCCAGAGACAGAUGGGGAAGGACGGCCCUGCACAGAGGGGCAGUCACAGGCCAUGAAGAGUGUGUGGAUGCAUUACUUCAACAUGGUGCUAACUGCUUAUUUCGAGAUAGCAGGGGCCGGACACCAAUACACUUGUCAGCUGCCUGUGGACACAUUGGUGUUCUUGGAGCCCUUCUGCAGUCAGCAGCAUCUAUGGAUGCAAAUCCAGCCAUGGUGGACAAUCACGGAUACACAGCACUUCACUGGGCCUGCUACAACGGUCAUGAGACGUGUGUAGAACUCCUUUUAGAACAAGAAGUUUUCCAGAAAACAGAAGGAAAUGCUUUCAGUCCGUUGCAUUGUGCUGUAAUAAAUGACAACGAGGGUGCUGCUGAGAUGUUGAUUGAUACCUUAGGCUCCAGCAUUGUGAACGCCACAGAUUCAAAAGGAAGGACUCCUCUCCACGCAGCCGCCUUCACGGACCACGUGGAGUGUCUGCAGCUUCUGCUCAGCCACAAUGCUCAUGUAAACUCUGUGGACUCCUCUGGGAAGACACCCCUCAUGAUGGCUGCAGAAAACGGACAGGCAAACACAGUCGAGAUGCUGGUUCGCAGUGCUAGUGCAGAUCUGACUUUACAAGAUAACAGUAAAAACACCGCCCUCCAUUUGGCUUGCAGUAAGGGUCAUGAAACUAGUGCCUCGUUAAUACUGGAAAAGAUAACAGAUAGAAACCUCAUCAAUGCAACCAAUGCAGCUUUGCAAACACCUCUGCAUGUUGCUGCCCGAAACGGGCUGUCACUGGUGGUUCAAGAGCUCUUGGGGAGAGGGGCAAGCGUGCUUGCGGUCGAUGAGAAUGGCUAUACCCCAGCUUUGGCCUGUGCCCCCAACAAGGACGUGGCGGACUGCCUCGCUCUCAUUCUGGCCACCAUGAUGCCUAUCUCGUCAAGUAGCCCUUUAUCAUCCCUGACAUUCAAUGCCAUUAACCGCUACACCAACACCUCGAAAACUGUCAGCUUUGAAGCCUUGCCCAUCAUGAGAAAUGAACCCAGCUCCUACUGUAGCUUCAACAACAUCGGCGGGGAGCAGGAAUACUUAUACACCGAUGUGGAUGAGCUCAAUGACUCUGAUUCAGAGACCUACUGA
This is a messenger RNA of Rangifer tarandus platyrhynchus (Svalbard reindeer), 3252 nucleotides long. NCBI's taxonomy places the organism in Eukaryota, Metazoa, Chordata, Mammalia, Artiodactyla, Cervidae. The record is from the annotation of a GenBank genome assembly.